AUGAACAUUGCCGAAGAAAAGAAACUUGAAGUUUGGAGUCUCAUUGAGCGCUACAAGAAGAAAAACGACGAUGGUGAUGCUGAUGAGUAUUUAGGUCAACUGAGGAAAUCUGGCAUGCUGGUGAAGACACUGAGAGACAUACACGAAGAAACUGUUGUCAGACUGAAGCAGUCACUGAGAUUACUAGACGAAACGGGGAUAAAUUUCAAGGCAGAACAUGAUUUAGAAUUAAAAAUAUUGACAACUUGUCAGAACGAGGAAAAGAAAAAGGAUGCGGAAGAAUACCUUGAAAGAAAUCUUCAUGCCUCCAUUAACGAGUCAGAUCGUCCGGCCAAUUUGAUAAGGAAAGAAACAGACAAGCUUGUUGCUAGUAUUUCCAUACAUCCAGAUGUAAAACCAACUGGAGUUAAAAGAAGCUGCGUUCUGUUGUCAUUCAGAAGUUCUUCGCCUUCUGGGUUGAUACACAUUUUAGACUACUGUGGUAGUCAUCACUUUAAAGCUAGACUUCAUAACAUUGCAAAGGAGUUGCAUUUCUUAUUUGAAGAUGCUUUUCUUUUGCAAGGACAUGUCACACUUGAAAGUCUUUUUAGAGAAACACAAAAUGUCGAUAACACUGAAGAUGAAUCUCACAAAGGACUAAGUAUCCCACUGAAAUGCUCAUCUGUUGAUGGAAUGAGAUAUGUACUAGACACACUGAAAAACGAAAAGACCACAAAUAGGCUGAAUAUCAUUGCCGAAAAGAUAUCAAUGGAGCUAAAGGAAACUGUGUCGAUAAAUAUGACCCCUGAUUUGUUGGAAUUUAGAGAUGUAUUUGACGAAACAGAUUCAGAGGGAUCAGGCUCUGAUGGUAUUAUUGUAGACGAAGUGGACAAAGCGGAGGAUAAAUAUUCAACUGAAAAAGAAUUGAAGCUACAGAAACUUGAUACAAAUAGAAAAGAAUUUGAACAUUCACCGACUAUUUGUACAGAUGAAACAGUGAAAAGUACAUGUGAGAAAGAGGAAGAUUCAACCUUACUUCGAGAUUCAGAGGGAUCAGACUCUGGUGGUAUUGAUGCAGAUAAAGUGGGUAAAGCCGGGAAAAGAUAUUCAUCUGCAAAAGAACGGGAAAAUCAGAAACUUGAUGCAGAUAGAAAAGCAGCGAAACAUCCAUUGGCCAUUUGUACAGAUGAAACAGAAAAAAGCAAAUGUGAUCAAGAGGAAGAUUCGACUUUACUACCAGAUUCAGAGGGAGCGGGCUCUGGCGGUACUGAUGCAGAUAAAGCGGACAAACUAGAGGACAGAUAUUCAUCUAAAAAAGAACGUGAUAAUCAGAACCUUGAUACAAAUAAAAAAGCAGCGGAACAUCCACAGACUAUUUGGACAGAUGAAUCUGAAGAAAGUACAUCCGGCGAUGAGAAUGAUUUGGACUUUUAUCUAGAUUCAGAGGGAACAGACUCUGGUGGUGCUGAUUUAGACAAAGCAGACAAAGCGGAGGACAAAUAUCUAUCUGCAAAAGAAUGGAAGAAUCAGGAACUUGAUGCAGUGGAACAUUCACCGAUUAUUUGGAAAGAUGUAAUAGAAGGAAGUACACACGAGCAAGAAAAAGAUUCGACUUUACUCCUAGUGGAUGAUAAAUGUCUGUGUAAUACACAGUCGUUAAACAGACAUUAA
Molecule: messenger RNA, 1650 nt
Organism: Mercenaria mercenaria
Lineage: Eukaryota; Metazoa; Mollusca; Bivalvia; Venerida; Veneridae
Exons: 13
Coding region: 1-1650 (549 amino acids)
Source: RefSeq, a predicted model, not a curated record